Penicillium samsonianum is the source of this 1566-nucleotide messenger RNA. Its product is annotated as AMP-binding enzyme domain protein. Lineage: Eukaryota; Fungi; Ascomycota; Eurotiomycetes; Eurotiales; Aspergillaceae. The transcript is spliced from 3 exons. Gene Ontology annotation, molecular function: CoA-ligase activity. The coding region runs from base 1 to 1566 and encodes 521 amino acids. Gene Ontology annotation, biological process: secondary metabolic process. The record is from RefSeq and is a predicted model, not a curated record.
AUGAUCUUUGAUUCAUUACUACCCCUUCCAUCGCUGCCUCAGGCCGAUGUCUUUUCUUACAUCUUUCACCAUGGACGGCGAGAUUAUCCCAAAGACCGCAUUCUAUAUCGAGUGGACGGGACUGAGGAGACGUUGACGUUGGGCCAAUUGGAGCAGCAAAGCCUGCAAUUAGCUCGCAGCUUGAAAACCGAAUAUCAAAUCCAACCUCAGGAUGUGGUGGCGAUAUUUUCGCAUGAUAUAAUCCAAUAUCCUAUCGCAUACUUUGGCUGUGUCGCUGCGGGAGCCACAGUGGCCCUGAUUCCCGUCCAGAAACAGCAAAAUGAGACGGACAUUUUCUCGCAUCUCAAACUGGUCAAUGCGAAGUUGAUUCUGACCGACCAAAAGCUUCUUUCCCUAACGGAGAAGGCAUUGAGCCAGUAUCGCGAGAUUCCGGUGCUCACUUUGGAUCGCGGAUCCGGAUCAACCCCGAAUUUGGAAGACAUCCUAACGGAAUCGAGAUGUCGCGAUGAUAGCCACUUCGUCCCCAUUUUCGAAUUGACUACUAAUGCUCAGGCGGAAGAACACACGGGAUUUAUCAAUCGUACCAGCGGUUCUACCGGCAGUAUGAAGUCCGUUCUGCCCGGACGAAGAUGUCUGGAUCUCCCCCUGUCGUUGGGCUUCUUCAUCAACGCCAAAUUGCAUAUGGGCCUCAAUAUCCUACUGGGAAUUCCUGUGGUGUUGAUGCGCGAAUCUCUCGAAUCAUCCAAUAUCGAUGUUAUCCCGCGUCACCGGAUCACGUUUCUCUUUGUUGCGCCCCCGUUGGCUGCGAAGCUUGCGUACGACCGUAGCGACACAGACCUGAGCAGCAUGAAAUGGAUCCUCAGUGCGGGCAGCCCCAUCAGUGAUGGUGUCCGUGAUGCCCUGUCCUCCCGCUUUGACGGACUGCCAUUGACGAUGGAAUGGGCCUCAGCGGAAACGAUGCUCCUCACCAUCCAGACCGAAGACGAAUCUUCCCGUCGGCCUGGAUCGAGUGGAACGCUGGUCAAUGGCAUGCAGGCCAUGGUCAUUAACACGGAAACCGGCUCUCCUUGUGGGGUGCGCGAUCACGGAGAACUCUACGUGCGCAAUCGGUUGGCACGAUUCAGAGGAUACAAGGAUAACGAGUUGGCCAAUCGUGCCUUCACCUCGGACGGAUGGUUCCAGACAGGCGAUUACGGGUAUAUAGAUGAAGACAGAAACGUGUACAUUGUCGACCGCCUCAAGGAGCUGAUCAAGGUCGGUGAGGGCUACGGAUCGCAUGUUUCGGCCGCUGAGCUGGAGGGGAUCAUCUUCGGCCACCCUGCUGUGGGCAGUGUUGUUGUGGUGGGAUGCCGGGAUGAGGCCGCCCAAUUGGACCGACCGACUGCAUUUGUUGUUAUGAAGCCGGAAUUCCGUGAAAAGCCAGAAGAGGCAAAAGGCGACAUCGAGCGAUAUGCAGGCGAGCGACUGACUGGCUUGCAAAGUUUGUCCGGAGGCGUCCACUGUAUCGAUCAGAUUCCGGUGACGGGAUUCAAGAUCAACCGGAGAGCUUUAAGGAGCAUGGCCUAG